Messenger RNA from Vanessa tameamea, 2708 nucleotides. RefSeq names its product zwei Ig domain protein zig-8-like. Bases 282 to 1244 code for a protein of 320 amino acids. The transcript is spliced from 8 exons. The record is from RefSeq and is a predicted model, not a curated record. Gene Ontology annotation, biological process: synapse organization. NCBI's taxonomy places the organism in Eukaryota, Metazoa, Arthropoda, Insecta, Lepidoptera, Nymphalidae. Gene Ontology annotation, cellular component: neuron projection membrane.
GGUUCAGUCGCGCCACACUCCUCGCCUCGGUAGGACCUUGAGCACGUGGGCGAAUAUUCUGAAUACGCGACGCGCAAGCACGAAGUCUCGUGUGGCGUCACAUCGCAGUUCGAGUGAGAGAUACUGUGUCGACUGUGCAGUGAAGUUUUAUUUUUAAGACAUGUGAUUGGUUAAAGUGCUUCAAAGUCCGGCGACAUGUGAACUGACUAAUAAGUACUGACCUUGGAUUACUUUUUUAGCAAGGAUACAUGUUCUCAAUAACGUGUCACUAGCGGCGGCGGAUGGCGGCCGCACUCGCCCUAACGCUUCUCGCCGCGCUUCUCUCGCCCGCUGGUACUGCCGAGCGGGCGCGGCGCUCAGCGGGCGAGGCGGCCGCUGCGGAAAUACAUCAGAAUGUACCAGAUAUCCCACAUACGGAAAUGUCUCAAGCAGAGAUAGACGCAGCGGCUCAGGCUGAAGCCGAAGCAGCAGGAGUACCAGCUUGGCGGGACCUCUGGUAUUCCUCUUUGGAGGCCCUGAGACGGGAACCAACUAUAAACAAUACUCAAGAAGACAUUCUGGUUCAGCUCGGUGGUGUGGCUUUUCUUCAUUGUCCCGUGCGAAAUCUUGGUGAAAGAGGCGUAUCAUGGGUUCGAAGACGUGAUUGGCAUAUCAUCAGUUCUGGUGUUUUCAUGUACACUAAUGAUGAGAGAUUUCAGGUUCUGCACAGCGAAGGCUCAGACGACUGGAUAUUGCAGAUAAAAUACGUACAGAAACGUGACAACGGAACUUAUGAGUGUCAGGUUUCAACAGGGUCGGGGACCCUCUCACGCCUCGUGCACCUACACAUAGUUGUGCCCGAGGCGUUUAUACUCGGUGCAGACGAGUACCACGUCGAUGCAGGUUCCACGAUCAAUCUCGUCUGUAUUAUUGAAAAGAGUCCAGUACCGCCACAAUACGUGUUCUGGUACCACAACGCGCGCAUGAUUAACUACGACGCGGCGCGCGGCGUGACGGUCGCGACUGCGCCGGGCGCUCGCACUCAAUCCGCGCUCGCGAUUCGUUCCGCCGCGCCUGCGCACUCCGGGAACUACUCCUGUCGCGCCGCCAACACAGAGCCUGCACACAUCUAUGUAUACGUCUCAGAAGGCAGUGACAAGAUGGCCGCCACUUUGAGCCGCAACGCCAGUAACACCCUAAGUUACUGGCUGGUGCUGUUGAUCACAUGCUCGUACGCUGUCCUGCGGAGUCACAGCACGCUAUAGUCGCGAUAAAAUUGUCCAUCCGAACGUAUACUAUACAAAAGAUAACAUUCCUUCAGAUUAUAUAAUUAAAAACAACUAGAUUUAAUGAUAUACUUGCAUACUUUGAGUUGAAGAGAUUUUUAUAUAAGAUGAAGAUGUGGAAAUGUUAGUGUAAUUAUAAAAUCUGGAAAGAAAUUAUAUAUAAGCGUGCAAAAAAUGUUAAAUCAAGACGUUAUGAGAAGAUAUAUUUGUUUCCCAAACCACACACAUAUGCCGACGGUUAUAUUUAAAUUUACGUAUCUUUUGAAACUCCGUAGAAUAUUUGCUUUAUUUUAUCGAAACAACUGUCGAAAUAUGUACGAAAAAAAUAUUAAAACUUUUUCACUUAUAAACGAUUCGGAUUAUAUAAGGAGUAGUUGUAUACAGUAUUGCAUUUGUAUAUUAUAGAAAUAUUUAAUUUUCCGAUCACAUUACAGUCUUACAAAGAUAAAAAAAAAAAACUAUAUUUACAGCGAGUUCAUGGAAAAUAAAAUUCGUCUCCUGUUUCCGCGUAAUGCGUGUGACAAUAUUUUCACAUGAGGUUAACGGAUCAAUUACCUCGGUCAGAAAUAUAUUCAAAACUAUUGUAUGAACGCAGACAAAUCUGUCUGUUGUCUGACCGGAAUUAUUUGAACUAAUAAAUUAAAUUUGUGUUCAAAUAUUUUAAUGUUUUUUAUUUAUUCCAACAUAUGAACAAUUAUAAUAUAUAUAUUAAGAAUUAAUUGCUCAAAGCAAAUAAAAUAUUAUUGUAUACUCUCAAUAAUUGUACAAAAUUUUGAUGAUAUAAUAACAUUUAAUGAAGAAUUGUAAAAUUAUACUAAGUUUUGUUGUUCGUUUAAUAUUUCUCUACGCACCUCGUAUGUAUAAGGGACAGGACGCACUUGCGCGUUCUAGCGAAGCGGCAGCACGGAUACCCUCCGAGUACCCGAAGGCCGGGUACAUGCCAACCUACGUGCAGAUGCUCAAUAAAUCGUGUAGAUUUUCAAUUCUGAUUUAUAUUAUACUCGUACUUGUUUCUGCGCGCCAUUGUUUGCUCUUAAAGUCAAAUGCAAAGUUAAGUCCAAAUUAUUCAGAUAAUUUACUUUAGAUUUUCUUUUAAUGUAUGUAAUAUAAUCGAUUGUUUAACGGUAAAAAAUAUGUUGAGUACUGCACUUAGCUAAGUGUGUGCCAGUCCUAAAGCUGCAUGCACACCUGUAUGGCAAGAAAAUAGCUGCACUUUUAGUAAUAUACUUCCCAGGCGCAAAUCGAUCAGGUGUGACGACAGGUGCGUCCGGUCCCUAAUAAUGAAAUGGCUCAAAUGGUUUUUGUGUAAAUAAUAUAAAAUAAUCUGCACUUGGUAACUGUAAAAUAUUAAUAUCUCAACGUUUGUAAUCUGAUACAGUUACGGAACUGAGUUCUAAUGUAAGAUAACAUUCUCCCUUAGAAUUAAAACGAUGAUUCUGUUUA